Messenger RNA from Botrytis sinoallii, 696 nucleotides. RefSeq lists its product as uncharacterized. Gene Ontology annotation, cellular component: NuA4 histone acetyltransferase complex; Swr1 complex. Gene Ontology annotation, molecular function: histone binding. The coding region runs from base 1 to 696 and encodes 231 amino acids. The record is from RefSeq and is a predicted model, not a curated record. Lineage: Eukaryota; Fungi; Ascomycota; Leotiomycetes; Helotiales; Sclerotiniaceae. Gene Ontology annotation, biological process: chromatin remodeling; regulation of transcription by RNA polymerase II. The transcript is spliced from 5 exons.
AUGGUGGCAGAAAUUAAAAGAAUGAUCAAGCUCGUCACAGAGCAGCGCAACAUAGAUAAACCAGCGCUUCAAGAAGGGUUUCCAAUGAAAUCAUGGAACAUCGAAAUCUUUAUGUUAGAUGAAAGUGGAAACGAGAGGCCUGCGACCUGCUUUACAAAGGCAGUUUACAAUCUACAUCCUACCUUUCCAAAUCCAACCCAAACUUUUACUGAGGCUCCUUUCCGCUGUGAGAAUGAGGGAUGGGGAGAAUUUGACAUGACGAUCGAUUUAUUCACUACUCCAACGGGAGGCAAGCAUAGCAUUGCACACGAUCUCAACUUUGCCAAGAGCCGCUAUGAAGCUAAACAUCCAAUUACAUUCAAAAACCCAAGUCGAGAGCUGAUUAAUUCAUUGAGAGAGACCGGGCCAGUUCCAGGAGACGAAAAUGGAGCCAUUAGAAAGAAGGACGCCGAUGGAAAGAAGAGGAAGAGGACUGGCCAGGUAGAUAUGGAGAAGUUGGCAGAAGGAUUGGUCAAAUUGCAGGAGGAUGACCUCUUGCAUGUGGUGCAAAUGAUUCAUGAUAAUAAGAGCGAGGAAACAUAUACGAAGAAUGAUGUUGAGAUGGGAGAGUUCCAUGUCGAUUUGUAUACAUUACCAGACUCAUUAGUGAAGAUGCUUUGGGAUUUCGUCCAGACCACGCAAGGAAAAGGUUACUAG